Molecule: messenger RNA, 2379 nt
Organism: Kwoniella shivajii
Lineage: Eukaryota; Fungi; Basidiomycota; Tremellomycetes; Tremellales; Cryptococcaceae
Exons: 3
Coding region: 1-2379 (792 amino acids)
Biological process (GO): regulation of transcription by RNA polymerase II
Molecular function (GO): DNA-binding transcription factor activity, RNA polymerase II-specific; RNA polymerase II cis-regulatory region sequence-specific DNA binding
Source: RefSeq, a predicted model, not a curated record
AUGUCACCUUCAACAGCGUCUGCGAUAUCGAUGAUUACCGGUCCUGCUUCUGGAUCUGGGUCUGGAUCUGGGUCUGGGUCUGGUUCUGGACCUAUAACAACAAAUGGAGGAGGAUCAUUACGUUUCCCACCUUCUUUUGAUCCCAAUCAUCCUUCUUCCAGAUAUCAUUCACAACAAUAUACACCUUAUUCACCUUAUCGUCCAGGCGAAUAUGGUAGAUCAGAAAGAGGUUUAGCAAGUGAAAGAACUAAAAUUGAAAGAAAAUUGUUCGAUGAUAGUAUCUCAAGUUCAGCUUCAGGUUUUCUUGAUGAUGACUUGAAACAUAAUCACAAUGUCAAAGAAAAAGAUAAAGAUAGAUCAAAAGUUGAUAAUAAUAAUAUUAUCAAUAAUCUUAGUUUAAACAAAAAAGAUACGAGUUCACCUUUGGCUCCUGCUUUCGAAGCUAAAAUGGUCCUGAGAAAUGGUGCUAGUAUUGAUCUGAUCUCAUGGCUUCGAACAAACUUUCACCAUCUGCCACCACCGCAUACAGUUUUAACACCGUGUAUGCCAUUAAACGGUAUUCGUCAUCUACUACUUGAACGGUUUCCCAGAGCUCCUGAAGUCGAUGAAAUAUCAAAAGCUGUUCUAGCUGCAUUCCCCCAUUCACAAUGGGAUUAUCCAACGGGAACAUCAUCUGAACCUCCAACUAUCAGAGGUCUGGUUUGGCAUGGUAAAGACAUAACAGAUGAAGAUGAAGUUAUCGAAGAACCAAUAAGCAACGACAAUUCAAACAGACUCUCAAUCAGAACAAAUGGUAAUUCAGGUUCUGAUUUCCUAAAGAAAUUGUCGAAUACCAAUACAAACGCCAACGCAACAAACAAUAACAACAAUAAACAACAUUCAAGAUCACCUACACAAUCAACCUUGGUUUCACCCAUCUCAAGUUCUAAAAGACAAUUACCCGAUACGCCCGCACGAUCUGUCUUGGAAGAAUUUGCAGAGAUAGCUACUCUGGCAGAUAAAACGCCAAUCUCCAAGACAAAAUCACUACCUGGUGAUCCGUUAAUCGAUGAUUCUCCAGGUCAAAAUGGAUAUCAUCAUCUUGACGAAGCUGUCGAUGAACUGAAUCGUGGAUUAUUGUACGAUGAUCAAAAGAAGAGAAAAAGACAUUCAAGUCAAUCACCUGAACUAUCAAGAUUGUCACACAGACGAAGAGCCUCAACACCAGAUAAAUUACACGGUUUAUUAGCUGCUGCUGAAGCAGUUGAAGGAUCACCUAUAACAUCCGUUCUAAGUCAUAACGGACAUAAAAGACGUAGAACAAUAGGUGGUACAGGUCCAGCAAGGGAAUUAAUGGGUAUGGGCUUGGGAUCGGGCAUAUCAAAGAGGAAAAACAGAUUAUCAAGAGGUACUUUAUCACCACCUAAUCCCAUGAGAAGUGGAUUCAGCUUCUUACCUCAGUUGAAUGAAGAUAUAGACUUCUUAGUACCGUUAAAUGAUACUGCAUCUUCUUCUACAAGCUUACCUAUUGAUGAAGAAGAUGUAGAUGCUGCAUCAGCAUUCAUACCAACGUCAACAUCAUCAGUCAAUAAAAGAACACCAACUUCUUCUUCAGCUUCUCAAUCUUCGAUAAUAUCGCAAUCGUUGAAUACCGUCCCUGGUCCAUCAAACCAACCUUCAACUUCCACAGCAACAUCAACAAGUGGAACUGGAGGAGGUGGUGGUGGAAGAAAAGUAAACGAAUUACCAACAGAAGGUGACGCACCUGGAUACGAUUGUAAACCACCUUAUCCAUACCAUGAGAUGAUACGUCACGCAAUCGAAGCUGCGCCAGAUACGAAACUCCAAUUAUCUCAAAUAUAUUCUUCAAUAGCGGAUAGAUUCCCUUUCUUCAAAACUUUAGAUGAAAAGAAAACUGCUGGUUGGCAAAACAGUAUCAGACAUAAUCUAUCGUUAAAGAAAAUGUUCGUACGAGUAAACAAAAUCGAUGGUAUCCCAGACGAAUCAGGUGGUAAAGGUGGUUGGUGGACUGUACAACCUGGAGUACCGGAUGAAGGUAGACCGGGAAGGAAAGCAAAAGCCAAAAAAGCGAAAGCUGAAGCCAAUGUCAAUCCCGAUAAUUCUAUGCUUGGCGAUGGCGAUGGCCAUGGUGGCAAUGCGGAUCAGGAUCAAGAUCAAGAUCAACAGAAUCAAGAUCAAGAAGAUGCUAAUAUCAGUGUGGAGCUCGACCACAACGAACUCGAUCACGAUCACGAGAGUAAACAUCCACAUCAGUUCCAAAAUAUAUUGAAUGAUACCAAGAAGAUGAACAAUAUCGAAACGAUAGAUUUCGCUCUACCGCCAAUACAACGGUAUGAAGAAAGAAUACCGGAUGGUCGAUUACUAUCGUCAGCGAUAUGA